Messenger RNA from Neoarthrinium moseri, 1251 nucleotides. RefSeq lists its product as uncharacterized. Lineage: Eukaryota; Fungi; Ascomycota; Sordariomycetes; Amphisphaeriales; Apiosporaceae. Gene Ontology annotation, biological process: pyruvate biosynthetic process; D-serine biosynthetic process; L-serine metabolic process. The record is from RefSeq and is a predicted model, not a curated record. The transcript is spliced from 3 exons. Bases 1 to 1251 code for a protein of 416 amino acids. Gene Ontology annotation, molecular function: pyridoxal phosphate binding; serine racemase activity; L-serine ammonia-lyase activity.
AUGGCGGACCCGGCGACAUCGGCGCCCCUGACCCGCGCCUCGGUCCAGGCGGCCCACGACCUGGUCCGGCCCUUCGUGCACCACACGCCCACGCUGACCAACGCCACGCUGACGUCGCUGGCGUCGACGGCCCGGCGCCCGGAGGACCUGGUCGGCACCGAGUGGGAGGGCCGGGCCCAGCCGCCCGCCAGCCCGGCCGUCCGCCUCUGGUUCAAGUGCGAGAACCUGCAGCGCGUCGGCGCGUUCAAGGUCAGGGGGGCUUUCCAUGCGAUCGAGAAGUUGAAGCAAGAGCCUGGCUGGUUAGCUGGCGGAGGUAAAGAAAAGGGGGUUGUCACUCACAGUUCAGGGAACCACGCACAAGCACUCGCUCUCGCCGCACGCACAAAUGGCAUCCCGGCGUACAUCGUGAUGCCGGACAUCUCGCCACCGGCCAAGAUUGCUGCUACCCGCGGCUACGGCGCCAAGGUCAUCUUUAGCGGUAGCACCUCAGUCGAGCGCGAGGCCGCCGCUGCCAAGGUUAUCGAGGAGACAGGGGCUCGCCUGGUCCCGCCUUACGACCAUCCGGACAUCGUGCUGGGCCAGGGCACGCUUGGGCUGGAGCUGCAGGAGGACGCGGCACGGAUGAUGACCGAGGCCGAGAGCGAUCCGCCCAGCGGGAAGUGCAGCUUCGCCGCGCCCGUCACGAAGCAGGAAAGGGGCGAGAGGAAACCAGAGCCGUCAAGCAGCGGCGCCAAGACCAAGCGCCGCAACCAGCUCGACAUCAUCCUGGCGCCCUGCGGCGGCGGCGGCAUGCUGUCGGGCGUGGCGCUGUCGUGCGAGGGCACGGGGAUCCGGGUGUUCGGGUGCGAGCCGUCGUUCGAGGGCGCCGACGACGCCAAGCGCGGCUUCGAGUCGGGCACGCGCGUCGAGACGGUCAAGACGCUGACGGUGGCCGACGGCCUGCGCACGCCCCUCGGCAGGGUGCCGUGGUCCGUGAUCUACGAGCGCCGCCUGGUCGAGGGCUUCUACAGCGUCACCGAGGCCGAGAUCCGCGACGCCUUGCGCCUCGUGCUCGAGCGCUUCAAGAUGGUCAUAGAGCCCAGCGCCGCCGUGCCCCUGGCCGUCGCCCUCUACAACGAGGAUUUCCGCGCCUUGGUCGAGCGCGAGUACGGCGCCGAGGGCGCCGACGUGGGUAUCGUCUUCAGUGGCGGGAACCUGAACCUCGAUAUUCUGGGCUCGCUGUUCGGAGGGGGUGAGAGUGCGAAGAACUGA